This is a messenger RNA of Spea bombifrons (plains spadefoot toad), 1665 nucleotides long. It is a transcript of the gene STK35, whose product is annotated as serine/threonine kinase 35. The record is from RefSeq and is a predicted model, not a curated record. The transcript is spliced from 3 exons. Gene Ontology annotation, cellular component: autophagosome; cytoplasm. Lineage: Eukaryota; Metazoa; Chordata; Amphibia; Anura; Pelobatidae. Bases 158 to 1306 code for a protein of 382 amino acids. Gene Ontology annotation, molecular function: ATP binding; protein serine/threonine kinase activity. Gene Ontology annotation, biological process: axon extension; autophagosome organization; peptidyl-serine phosphorylation.
GAGAGGAGCCGGCGGACAGCUUGGCUCUGUGGGAUUGGGGGGGAGGAGAUGCUGCCUCACCCCGAGAACCUCUGUCAGCAUUCCCGCCUCGCGUGUGUCCCGCUGCUCGGCCAGGAAGCGGAGGAGGGAUGAGGAAACCUCCGCCCUGGCUGCCCACAUGGAGACGGCAAAGAGUCCGCAGCGUAAGCGGCCCCUGAGAGUGCGGCCGGCCGCUGAACAGCAGCAGCAGCAGCAGCCUCCAGAGGAGGGGGAGGAUCGCAGGAAACGGCUCCCUAGCUGCCCCCGGCCUCGCUACAGCCUGCUGGCUGAGAUCGGGCGCGGCAGUUACGGCGUGGUGUACGAGGCGGUGGCGCGGCGGAGUGGUGCCCGGGUGGCAGUGAAGCGGCUGCGCUGUGACGCUCCGGAGAAUGUGGAGCUGGCCCUGGCCGAGUUUUGGGCGCUGACCAGCCUGAGACGCCGGCACCCAAACAUCGUUCGCUUCGAAGAGUGCGUCCUGCAGCGCAACGGCCUGGCCCAUACUAUGCGGCACGGCAAUACCGCCUCCCAGCUCUACCUGCGCCUGGUGGAGACGUCUAUCAAGGGGGAGCGUAUUCUUGGAUACACAGAGGAAGCGUGUUACCUCUGGUUCGUCAUGGAGUUCUGCGAAGGAGGAGACCUGAAUCAGUAUAUCCUCUCCAGGCGGCCAGACCCGGCAACCAACAAGAGCUUCAUGCUGCAGCUCACCAGCGCCAUCGCCUUCCUGCACAAGAACCAAAUUGUCCACAGGGACCUCAAACCCGAUAAUAUCCUGAUCACGGAGCGCUCGGGCUCCCCGGUGCUGAAAGUGGCGGACUUUGGGCUCAGUAAGGUGUGUGCGGGUUUGGCUCCCCGUGGGAAGGACAGUACGGGGGAUGGGGGCAGCGAAAACAAAGCCUUCAACAUCAACAAGUUCUGGCUGUCGUCGGCUUGCGGCUCUGACUUCUAUAUGGCUCCUGAGGUGUGGGAAGGACACUACACAGCGAAAGCGGACAUAUUUGCCCUGGGCAUCAUUAUCUGGGCGAUGAUCGAGCGCAUCACCUUUGUGGAUGCAGAGACCAAGAAAGAGCUUCUGGGGACCUACAUCAAGCAGGGCAGUGAAAUUGUGCCCGUGGGGGAGGCGCUGCUAGAGAACCCAAAGAUGGAACUCCACAUCCCACAGAAACGCAGGACUUCCAUGUCUGAGGGCAUCCGCCGGCUGCUUAAGGACAUGCUGGCCGUGAACCCGCAGGACCGUCCUGACGCGUUCGAGCUGGAAACACGGAUGGACCAAGUUACGUGUGCUGCUUGAGGAGGGUUGUCGGUUGUUGAGAGGUUUUGCUCUUCUUCGAGUCGGCUCCACCGCCUACUUCUGAUCUCGCGUGGAAAGCUCUUCGUGUCUGGAACGCUCAGACUUUUCCCUUUCUAUACGUUGUAGAGGAUUGUCUGUUUGCCCAGCACUCGCCGUGUACCCGGUGUACUCUCCCAGCAGCUGCUUCUUGCCCCGGCUGGUGCCACCGAUAGCUUUGCCUCCGCCACACGGCAUGAGAAGCCCGCAGUCCUCUGUCGCGGAUGUCACACGGGGUUCGUUAGCAUGGUGGGCUUUCUUCUAGCGUUGCACGUUGAGUGCCUGUGAGUGGAUGAGUUGUCCUGAGUUCUCCCUGCCCCGCG